AUGCAACUUGGGCAGAUCAAAAAUGAAAUUCUUGCCAUAAAGGAUGAGCUGCUGAACCAUGCUGUCAAGGAGACUAACCCUCCAGCUGAUCCUCCUCGUUAUUCUGAUGUACUGCGCAACAGAACUAAACCAGCCAUUGUUAUUCGUCCGAAAAAUACUAAUCAGUCAAUAACACAAGCCAAGACGGACAUUCCAAAAUCAGUUGCCGCUGUUGAAGCCAACAUUCAUCUGGGUAAAGUUCGUGAUAUCAAGGAAGGUGGGCUAGUGCUUGGUUGUAAGAGCAAGGCGGAUAACUUAAAACUGCUUUCCAUUGCAAAAGAGAACUUAGGUGAUUCAUAG
This is a messenger RNA of Acanthoscelides obtectus, 339 nucleotides long. The record is from the annotation of a GenBank genome assembly. Lineage: Eukaryota; Metazoa; Arthropoda; Insecta; Coleoptera; Chrysomelidae.